AUGGUAUUAGAUGUGGAGCGAAAGUUUCGUAUACCAUUAGGUCAGAAGCAAUUCAAACUGGUAUGCCCGGUAAUUGCCAACGAUAAAGAUAUGUUGAUGAUACAAUGGACAAAGAAUGGAGAACAGGUGGAAUGGGAUUCGCGAUACAAGCUUGCGAAAGAUGAUCGUGAACUUCGCAUGAAAACGGUCAGACUUGACGAUAGCGGUAGAUAUCAGUGUCAAGCAACGAACGGUUUUGGUCAUCGGACGGUGGAUUUUACAGUACACGUAUACGAUCCAUCAGAAGACUCGGUAUCCUUGAAAGACGUAAUAGUUCUCGCUGAUUCAACAUCUGCUCCGGCGUGGCUGAUCGACAUGAACCUCGAUUGGUCCUCUCCUAUGCAAAUUAAUCGAGGAGGUCGUAUGGAACUGCGAUGUCCAGCGCGGGGUAAUCCUUUGCCGGAAAUUCGAUGGUACAAGAAUAACAUACGUAUCACUACUGACUCUCCACCCCAUAUCGCUUCGUUUGUUGUGGAUCCAGCUGGACUGGAUGAUUCUGGGGAUUAUCGCUGCGUUCUUGAAAAUCGUCUCGGUUCUAUCGAAGCAAUCUUCAAAGUGACCGUUGGCGACUUUUUCGAUGACGGCAAGCGGCUAGGAGUACUUGAUGGCCCAACUGACCAGAUGCCUGAACCGAUAAUUGACCAGCCGUAUAAUACCACAGUGAGAGUUGGUCAUACAGCACAAUUCCUGUGUAAGGCAAAAUCCGCCCAGAGCCCAUUGAUAAAGUGGCUCAAAGAAGUCGAUGACCCGGUUGCGGUACGCCGUCGUGAUCCCAAAUGCUACGAUAGUGAACGCUAG
Messenger RNA from Cooperia oncophora, 837 nucleotides. The record is from the annotation of a GenBank genome assembly. NCBI's taxonomy places the organism in Eukaryota, Metazoa, Nematoda, Chromadorea, Rhabditida, Trichostrongylidae.